CAGCGCAGCGCUUAGGAGGCUCACUUUCCCGCAGGGAUCCAGCCCAGAGGGAAGCCAGCCAGUCAGCCAGGCAGGGAAGGAGGGAGGGAGGGAGGCAGCUUUGCAGCAGGAGCCAGGCAUCUCUUUCUCCACCUGCAGAGCCUGAGCAGCCAAGAGCAGCAGAAGGCAAGAGGAGGAGGAGGAGGAAGACCGAGCACUAGAGCCAUGGGAGCCCCGGCCCGUUGGGGGAUGCUGGGAGUGGCAGUGGUGCUGGUGCUGGGGGCCUGGGCCGAAGGGGAGAGCCGGGCCCCGGGGGGCCCCGAGGGGCCCGAGAAGAGCCCCGGGAAUUUCAUGGAGGACGAGCAGUGGCUCUCCUCCAUCUCCCAGUACAGCGGCAAGAUCAAGCACUGGAACCGCUUCCGAGAUGAGGUGGAGGAUGACUACAUCAAGAGCUGGGAGGACAAUCAACCAGUUGAUGAAGGUUUGGACACCACCAAGGAUCCCUGUCAAAAAGUUAAAUGCAGCCGCCACAAGGUGUGCAUUGCCCAGGGCUACCAGCGGGCCAUGUGUAUUAGCCGCAAAAAACUGGAGCACAGAAUCAAGCAGCCAGCCCUGAAAAUCCAUGGAAACAAGGAGAGCUUGUGCAAGCCGUGUCACAUGACCCAGCUCGCAUCUGUUUGUGGCUCCGAUGGACACACUUACAGCUCUGUGUGUAAACUGGAGCAGCAAGCCUGCCUGACCAGCAAGCAGCUGACUGUCAAAUGUGAAGGACCAUGUCCAUGUGCAAGUGAACACAGUCCCACCUCAGCCACAGAUGGCAAACAAGAAACAUGCACUGGACAAGACUUGGCAGACUUGGGGGAUCGCCUGCGUGACUGGUUCCAGCUUUUGCAUGAGAAUGCCAAGCAGAACAACUCUGGAAGCACCGGGACAAAUCCAGUGAAUGUGCUGGAUAAGAGCCUGGUGGCCAGUUGCAAAGACUCCAUUGGCUGGAUGUUUUCCAAGCUGGACACCAACAGUGACCUUUUCCUGGACCAGACUGAGUUAGCAGCUAUCAACCUGGACAAAUAUGAGAUAUGCAUCCGGCCUUUCUUCAAUUCUUGCGACACCUACAAGGACGGGCGUGUCUCCACCGCAGAAUGGUGCUUCUGCUUCUGGAGAGAGAGUGCGUCAACACAAGAGCCUCCCUGUCUUGUCGAGCUGGAGAGGAUUCAGAUCCAGGAAGCAGCAAAAAAGAAACCUGGGACUUUCAUUCCUAGCUGUGAUGAAGAUGGGUACUACCGCAAGAUGCAGUGUGAUUCAAGCAGUGGGGAAUGUUGGUGUGUUGAUCAUCUUGGGACAGAGCUGACAGGAACACGGAUGCAUGGGAAUCCAGACUGUGAUGAUAUUGUUGGAUUCUCAGGAGACUUUGGGAGUGGUGUCGGAUGGGAAGACGAGGAAGAGAAAGAGACUGAGGAAGCUGGCGAGGAAGCCGAAGAGGAGGAGGGAGAAGCAGGAGAGGCAGAUGAUGGAGGCUACAUCUGGUAGAAGCAACUCUAAGAACGCAGUUUGGUCAGGAUGCUGGCUGUAGGGCUGGGAGGCUGUAGUCAAAACUCAAAGGAGAGGAACAGCUUAACAAGAUGAUCAGGAAACACAGCUGAAUGUAACUAACUAUGGCAGAACAUGUCUGAGUGUGAGUGUGUAUGUGUGUGUGUACACAUGUGUGCGUAUGUGCCUGCCUGGAUGAGCCCAUUCUUUUGACAUAUGGCCGUGGGUAUGAUCUGUUUUCUCCCAUCUUAGCAGAGGUCAAUGCUGAAGCAAAGCGAAAUGGGAGAGGGAAAGUACUCAGCAUUGUAGGUUCAUUCAGAUGGUCAUUUGGAAAAUGUAAUUUAAUUUAUGAAUUGUCAGUGACCCAUUUCAGCUCCUUGCUAGAUUCAAGGUAUGUGAAAUACAUUUGCUGCUCCCCAAGUCCCUGCAUAUCUAGCUGUGGCACAUAGCCAUAUCCUGAUACAUAUCUUGAUAUAUAAAUGUAUAUAGACACACACAUCCUGAUGCACGAGAUUGCUUCUGGCAUUUUGCAGUUAUGCUCUGCAAAUAGCCAGAAAAUCAGACAGGUGUCCUUGAAUCUUCGUGACAGCCAAGGAUACAUGACCAGCAGGAUUUGCCUGACAGGCCAAGGAUUAGAAGCAGCCCCUCUUUUUCAACUAAAUGUUACAUAUCAAACAGGGAUAUAUAGCCUACAGCUGGUUAUCUACCAUAUUACUACCAUGUUUCAGCCGCAUAAAGGGACCUGCAAGAUACUGCCUCCCUGAAAUUUUAUGCCAGGUAUCUUGAUGCUGAGUUAAUCACUGACUCACAAUCCUCUCUGAUGGACUUGUCCCUGCUCUAGAAAGCUUCCAAAUUUGUCUCUCUUUUAUUUCUAGUUGUUUUUCAUUUGUUUUGCCAGCUAGAGCUGUGGGAUGAAUGAUUUCCUAGUUGCCUCUGGGUGCCCUGCUAGACACAUGGAGGGGUGAGAAUAUUGUUUAAGAUAAAGAUCAGACGACUAAAGCUAUUGGCUGUGGAGGAUCACUUAGAUGGGCAACCCAAAACAAAACGCAGCCCUGGCUAGCCCUUUAUGGUGCUGGCAUGAUAAAAAGAAAACCAUUGCUCACCAGUGGUGAACCAGCCUUUCCAACAAUUUAUCUCUGAAUAAUCUGAGAUUGGACUGUUUGCUGUACUGUUGGUGGGUUGGUAUGUUUCUAGCUAGUCCCAGUGCUCUCUGCCUUCAUUCUUUCCCAAAGUGAUGGGAUUUUAUGUUUUUCACCUAGAUUGUGUCAAUCCACCACAGUAAAUUUUACAUUUUCUUUUAGGGAGAGAAUUUUCUCACUUCCACUGCAUUCAGAGACACUCAGUGCUUUGUAGAUAUGUAUUCUCACAAGUGUGUAAUGGUCAGUAUUGUGACUCGGUGUGCUUUGCAACCACCCAUGGCCAGAUGUGGCAUAAAGGAAUGGUGUACAUGUGUGUGUGCUUGUAUGCAUGUGUAGAAAGGGGGUAGCCAGUGUGACUUACAUUGAGCAUUCCAAAGCUUGCGCAAAAAUUCUGGGUUAGAGCCAUGUAGGCUUUAUGUUCUUCAGCAUACCCUUAAAAUAUACAAAACUGAGGGUUUUCAAAAUGAGUUAAUCUCCCAGCAAGCUCCACUACAUGCUUGCACAUAACAGAGAAUUUGUGUGUAGCCCACCUGUGAUAAUAAAAUGCACCUUGCUGUGUUGA
Molecule: messenger RNA, 3207 nt
Organism: Sceloporus undulatus (fence lizard)
Lineage: Eukaryota; Metazoa; Chordata; Lepidosauria; Squamata; Phrynosomatidae
Gene: SPOCK2
Product: SPARC (osteonectin), cwcv and kazal like domains proteoglycan 2
Exons: 11
Coding region: 205-1506 (433 amino acids)
Molecular function (GO): calcium ion binding; protein binding
Source: RefSeq, a predicted model, not a curated record